CCUCUGGAUUGAGCAGAAAACCUCGGAGUCCUGCUCGCUCUCGCGCAGCUGCGUCUGAUUGGGGCUCGUGCUGCUGCUCAGCUUCGAGCUCGUGCGACGGGAGUCCGGCUUCUCUCUGGACAUUCAAACAGACAGAACCCGAGGCAUGAGUGGCUGUUAAAUUUGUAUGUUUGGACCACAUCACUGCCCCAGAACCCGGAGCUGCUGUCCUCUUUACCUUUAGCUUGUCUCUUGUCCCUUGAGGUCCUCUCCACCUCCUCCCAGACACGUCAUGUCCGCAGCGGUGGAGAACAGCGUCCCAGCAUCUGCUGACCCCGCAGCUCCACCUCCAGCCUCCACCUCCAGCACACCGCCCAGCUCCCCAGCGGCAGCCAAGACCCCGUUCAAGAAGGAGAAGAAAAGGGUAGCAGACAAGACCGAUGACUACCUGCUGGGCCGGUUUCAGGGGGAUGGUGUGAGGUACAAGGCCAAACUUAUUGGCAUCGACGAUGUUCCCGAGGCCCGUGGGGACAAGAUGUGCCAGGACUCCAUGAUGAAACUGAAGGGUAUGGCAGUAGCUGCUCGGACCCAAGGCAAGCACAAACAACGAAUCUGGGUCAACAUUUCUAUGUCUGGUAUAAAGAUUGUUGAUGAGCGAUCAGGAGUGAUCGAACAUGAACAUGAGGUGAACAAGAUCUCCUUCAUUGCCAGAGACGUAACGGACAACCGAGCGUUUGGAUACGUGUGCGGAGCAGAAGGACAGCAUCAGUUUUUUGCCAUUAAGACUGCACAACAGGCAGAGCCCCUGGUCAUUGAUCUGAAAGACCUUUUCCAAGUCAUCUUCAACAUGAGGAAGAAGGACGCAGAGGCUGCUCAGAAGGGUGAAAACGGCGCAGUGGUUGAGAAUGGAAAUUCCUCGCUAAGCACAAAUGAAGGAAAUGGUGUCCAACCAGUGGAGCAGCUCAACCUUUUUGGAGACAUUACAACUCCUCCAGACAUCCAGGCUCCAACUGAAUCUAAUGACGUUCUUUUGCUGGACUUCUCUGCUGAAGUUGACAGCAAUCAAAACGUCAUAAAGGAUAACUUCUUUCUAACUUCCUGUGCUCCUGACUCUAAGGGGCUGUCCCACAAAGAAACCUCCUUGUCCUCGACUUUUGGGUACUUCCCGUCCCUGGACAGUGACCCGUUUAAAGACGACCCUCUUUCUAAGCCUAGUUUUGUAUCAGAUACGACACCCCCCUCCCUCAGCACCAAUAAGACUGUUACUGGAGAUGCGGAGCAUCCUGGUCAGCAGAUAACUGGGCUAUCAAGUCAAUCCAUGAUCCUCGCUCUCAGUAAUGGUCAGUGGCCACUAGGGGGCAGUAUAACUCAAGGCACUGCAAUAAGCAUGAUGGAUGGGAAUGAGAGUCAGCCGACACUCUCUACCAGAAAUCCUUUUUUUGAUUUCUCUUCAACCUGCCCCAUCUCUAAUGACACAACACAUCCAGAACCACCAACAACUCAAAGCACGGACUCUGUUGUCAUAAGUCCGCCUCCACAGUCUGGACGUGGUCGAAGGAGUGCAAAGUCUGCGUCCAGUGACCUGUUUGGAGCCGAACUGUUUACCACUCCUGACGUGUCCACUGCUCCAGCUGAUCUGUUCAACAACACAUCUGUGAGCUCUGCUCCUUCCACUGUAGCUGCUCUGGGAAAUCUUCAGAUGCCUCCACCAGCUGCCACUGGUGUCCCUGCUUUUGGCAUGUGGGGUGUCUCCAUCGCUGCACCCACCAUGUUCCCCAUGCCAGGAGGUCCAGCUCCGGGACCCUUCCUGCAGCCACCUGCGUUUGGUGUUCAGAUGCAGCCCCCGGCCUGGGGCCCACAGAUGUCCCCACAGUUUGCCUCAGCUCCUCCCCUCUCUCCACCUCACCUCUCAUGGGGUCAGCCCGUUGCUAACAAUCCUUUUCAACCCGGUCCGUCCCGCCCCCCUCCAAGGCCACCUGCGGAGGCCCCUCCAAAAGUGGAGAAUAGUGCCUUCACAGCUUUGGAUCCUCUCGGAGGAAAAGAGAAGAAAAGUGGGAAGGACAUGUUCAAAAACUUCCAGAUUGUCAAACCUCCUGCUAUCCCAGCCAGGAAAGGAGAGCUGCCUCCCGGCUCUGCUCCGCCCACCAACCAGGAGUCUGGUGCCUUCGAUCAGUACUUCUCCAAUAAAGUGGGCCUGGCUCAGGAUGCUGCAGAUCACGACGACUUUGAUAUCAAUCAGAUGUCGUCACUUGCAGUUAAUGAUGCCCCUAAACCGUCUCCAGCACCGGUUCCUGCCCCAGCUCAAAGUUUUACACCCGACCUUCUAAACGCUGCUUUCUCUCCUGCUCCCAGCACCACCAGUCCAGCACCGACGCAGGGGCCGGACAUGUUUGAUCAAGCGUUCGGAGCCCCAGAUUCGAAUCCUUUCGGAGCUCCGCCUGUAGCCACACAAAGUAGCUCUGUUGCUCAGACUUUUGGAUCAGCAAAUGCUUUUGGAAAUCCCUUUGCUUGACCACAAGUUUGUUCAGAAUGAAAAAGGAUUAAAGAUCUCCAUUUAAACACACCUUUGGGACAAGCUGCUCCGUGCAAGACGACCCAGAUGAACUCUUCUUACUCUUGUCCUGAAACCUUUUUACACCUUUUGGUUUUGAUACUUGUUUGACAACAAAUGAUCCACAAUGUAAAUGAUGUCACCAUCUGCUUGAAUGUGCUUUAUGAAAAAGUUCACUGCUAAUGCUGUCUUUGUUAAAGAAAUAAAUCAGUAAUAAUGCAUUAAAGUGGAUCAAUUACUUCACACAGUUUAGGAAGUUAACCUUGAAUGAUGACUUUAUAAUUAAAAAAGACACCCAUAUUUCAUGAAACUAUUAUUCACCCUGCAGAUUAAACAAUAAAACAUCUUUGAGAAACUGG
Messenger RNA from Austrofundulus limnaeus, 2889 nucleotides. It is a transcript of the gene dab2, whose product is annotated as DAB adaptor protein 2. Bases 272 to 2491 code for a protein of 739 amino acids. Gene Ontology annotation, cellular component: cytoplasm; intracellular membrane-bounded organelle; clathrin-coated pit. The record is from RefSeq and is a predicted model, not a curated record. Lineage: Eukaryota; Metazoa; Chordata; Actinopteri; Cyprinodontiformes; Rivulidae. The transcript is spliced from 15 exons. Gene Ontology annotation, biological process: receptor-mediated endocytosis; positive regulation of epithelial to mesenchymal transition; negative regulation of canonical Wnt signaling pathway. Gene Ontology annotation, molecular function: clathrin-cargo adaptor activity; cargo receptor activity.